Molecule: messenger RNA, 1562 nt
Organism: Larimichthys crocea (large yellow croaker)
Lineage: Eukaryota; Metazoa; Chordata; Actinopteri; Sciaenidae
Gene: psat1
Product: phosphoserine aminotransferase 1
Exons: 9
Coding region: 164-1270 (368 amino acids)
Biological process (GO): L-serine biosynthetic process
Cellular component (GO): cytoplasm
Molecular function (GO): pyridoxal phosphate binding; O-phospho-L-serine:2-oxoglutarate transaminase activity
Source: RefSeq, a predicted model, not a curated record
CGCAUCCUUUUACGCACAGCUUGUUAAUUGGUAUCAACGCCGACGAGUGCAGAAGGAGAGCUGCAGUACAGUCGAGGCUGAGCUGAGGGGAGAAAUCAUCCACACCGCCGAAUCAGACAGGGUAAAUCAUCCAUCAGCUCAACACAGGAACUCAUUUUACAUCAUGGAGCAGAAACAAACCAUCAACUUUGGCGCUGGACCUGCAAAACUCCCCCAAACCGUGCUGCUUCAGGCACAGAAGGAGCUCCUCAACUUCGGCAGCACUGGUAUCAGUGUUCUCGAGAUGAGUCACCGAUCAUCAGACUUCAACAAAAUCCUCAACAAAACCGAGAGUCUCCUGCGAGAGUUGUUAAAUGUCCCAGAUAACUACAAGGUGAUGUUCCUGCAGGGCGGCGGGUCUGGACAGUUCAGUGCUGUUCCUCUCAACCUAAUUGGCCUCAAAGAGGACCAGUGUGCUGAUUAUCUGGUGACCGGCACGUGGUCGGCAAAAGCGGCAAAAGAAGCAGAAAAAUACGGCAAAGUCAACAUUGUCCACCCGAAGCUUGAUAGUUACACAAAAAUCCCCGACUCCAGCAGCUGGACCCUGAACCCCUCAGCCUCCUACGUGUACUACUGUUGCAACGAGACAGUCCACGGUGUGGAAUACAACUUCAUACCUGAAACAAACGGGGUGGUCCUCGUCAGUGACAUGUCCUCCAACUUCCUGUCCCGGCCUGUGGAUGUGUCAAAGUUUGGGCUGAUUUUCGCCGGGGCUCAGAAGAAUGUGGGCUGUGCCGGGGUAACUGUGGUCAUCGUGCGAGAGGACUUGUUAGGCCACGCAUCGAAAGAGUGUCCCAUUGUCCUGGACUACAAGGUGCAGGCUGAAAUGAACUCCCUCUACAACACACCACCGUGUUUCAGUAUCUACAUCAUGGGUCUCGUUCUGGAGUGGAUUAAAAACAACGGUGGCAGUGCUGCCAUGGAGACGCUAAACAAGCAGAAGUCCUCCAUGAUUUAUGACAUCAUUGACACUUCUAAUGGCUUCUAUGCGUGUCCCGUGGACGCAGCUUGUCGAAGCCGCAUGAAUGUACCAUUUCGUGUGGGAAAGAAAGAGGGAGACGAUGAAUUGGAAAAGAAGUUUCUGGACGGCGCAUCCAAACGUGGAAUGAUAUCACUGAAAGGACACAGGUCCGUUGGAGGAAUCCGUGCAUCUCUGUACAACGCUGUAACAGUGGAGGACACUGAAGCUCUGGCCACCUAUAUGAAAGAAUUCCAGAAAGAGCAUCAAUAAAACAGACCAAUUUAAAGGUCAACUGAUGACUACACUACAGUUUAGAAAAAGCUAUGGUUUACCGCAUGUUGGAUCGCAAAGGUGCAUCUAUAGAUACAUGUUUGCAUUCAAUGUUUCUAAUAAGCUUUAACCACUACUGUCGCCGGUAAUGUCUUAAUUACAUCUGUGUUUCAUAGAAUUACUAUUUUAAUGAACUCGUUGACUAACAGUGCUUUGAUGUACAUACUGUAGGUAAAUCUUGUUACUGUUGUUAAAAGUAUAUUUACAUUCCAGUAAAUUUAACUUGGCAUUA